Molecule: messenger RNA, 492 nt
Organism: Symbiodinium sp. CCMP2456
Lineage: Eukaryota; Dinophyceae; Suessiales; Symbiodiniaceae
Source: the annotation of a GenBank genome assembly
AUGACAGCAGUUCGCGAUUCCAGGGCCCAGGCACAGGAAGUGCCUCUGAGCUCCGAUGGCGUGAUGGUCUUCCGGCUCACGCGGAAGGCCAACGCGCCUCACGUCAACGAGCUGCUCUUCGACCCUGACGGGCCCUUGGCCGAGCUGCACCGGCGUGUGUUGGAGGCAGGCUGCGAGGUGGCACCAAACUGGUCGCCCGUGAAGGCUUUGUUCGUGCCGUGCACUGACACGCAGAUGCAAGAGCUCAUGGCACCUGCCGAAGAGGGCGGUGCUCACCCUCCGGAGCUCGGCAAGGAGCACAUCCUGGCCCUUCGCAGCGAUUUUCCGGCGCUGGAUCGUGCCAUUCGCGGCCUCAGCAAGAAGCACCGUCCCAGACUCCAGCCCGCACUUCGCGAAGAGCCGCAGAGCGACUCGGAGGACGAGCCCUUCAUUGUGGUAGAAGGCGGGCUGCGCACGGACUCGAGCCUCGGCUUCCCGUCCUACGAGCCCUGA